ACUUGCACAUUCGGCAACAUCGACAACACGUGUGGCCUUAAGAAAAACAUGGAUAUUUACCGGCUUUCAUAGACCGAAGAAAACUCAGUGAGUGAAGAAGAGCAGAUGAGUUUGAUUGGGAAAUAUCAACCAGGACCUUCAAGCAAAACGUUAUAUUACAGAGGAGUAAAGAAUAAAUAAACUUAUUACUUACUUAUUCUGGUUGUGCAAAGUUUCCUGUGUUUUCUUGUAAAUAAUCAGCUUCCUGAUAAAUUUAGAAAAGAAUGGAUCUUACAUCCAAACAUGGGCUGGUGCUGCUCGAACAGCUCAGGAAGAUGAGAGAGGUCGAGCAUCUGACGGACGUCGUGCUGGUCGCUGAGGGCAUCAGCUUCCCCUGCCACCGAGUCAUUCUGUCUGCCUUCAGCCCUUACUUCCGCGUCAUGUUCACGUGUGGUUUGCGUGAGUGCAGUAACAGGGAAAUUUUCCUGCGUGACACCCCUGCAGACAGCCUGGCCCUCCUCCUGAACUACAUGUACACCUCAGAUCUUCCUCUCACUAAUGACAAUGUGCAAGGUAUAUCAAUUGCAGCUUUUCUCCUGCAGAUGGAUGAGGUCUUUGCACGCUGUCGGCAGCACAUGACUGAGAACAUGGAUGCUUCCAAUUGUCUCGGAGUGUAUUUCUUUGCCCGUGACCUUGGUGCAGAGGAGCUGGCUGAUCACGCUCAACGCUUCCUAAGGCAGCACUUUGUCCAAGUCUGCCAGAAUGAGGAGGUUCUGGAGCUGGAGGCCCAUCAGCUUGGAAAGCUCCUGAGUUCUGAUGAUCUCAAUGUGACGAGAGAAGAAACUAUCUUAGAUGUUGUCCUUCGCUGGGUCAAGAACAACUCUCUGAUGGAUGGAGAGGUCCGUGCUCGGCAUCUACCUGAGCUCCUGAAGAAGGUCCGUCUGCCACUGGUAAACCCCGACUACUUAAGAGAGGCCAUGAGGAGGAACACAGCUCUGUUGGCUGACGCUGAAUGUCUGGAGAUGCUGAAUCAAGCACUGGAGGCUGCGACCAUGCACCCCUCUGCUGCGCCACGCAAACUGAAGCUGAGGUACGGAAUGGAAACCACAGAUCUGCUGCUCUGUGUUGGUAACGACGGCGGAGGGAUCAGGUCAAGGUAUGGCAACUACACAGAACGAAGCUUUUGCUUUGCCCCAUCCACUGGCCGAGCCUACUACAUCACCUCCCCUCGCUAUGGAGACGCUCUGGGAUACGUGUGUGCUGGAGUCGUUACUGAAAGAAACGACAUUGUUGUAGCAGGAGAGGCAAGUGCACGCAGAAUGGCCCGACAGAAAGACAUGAACGUUGAAAUCUACAGGUAUAAAGUAGAAGCCCAGGGAAGCUGGGAACCUCUAACAUCCGCGGAGUACCGGGACUCCUACGCCCUGGGGUCUCUGGGAGACACUCUGUACCUCUUGGGGGGGCAGAUGAAGCUAAAGAACCAGUUUCUCAUCACAAAUUGUGUGGAGCGGUGGUCUCUGCAGGGGGGGCCCUGGCGGAGUGCAGCACCUCUGCCUUUGCCUUUGGCCUACCACAGUGUGGUCAGAAUUAAAGACUGCCUUUAUGUGUUGGGUGGACGCACUCCACAGUCAUACCGUAUGGAUGAUGAGCCGGACCGUCUUAGUAACCGCCUCCUGGAGUACAAUCCAAACACAAACAAAUGGACUGAGCUCGCUCCAAUGAAGUACUCCAAGUACCGCUGCAGUGCUUUGGUGCUGAAUGGGGAAAUCUUUGUAAUAGGGGGAAUAGGGUGUGAGGGAAUGGACCGUGGGCAAUCACGUCAUUGCCUGAGUGCUGUGGAAAUCUACAACCCAGAUGGAGAUUACUGGAAGGAUGGACCUCCUCUCCCGUGUCCCCAGCUCUCACUGCGUACUAAUGCCUCCAAUGCAGGAGUUGUGGGAGGAAAAAUUUAUGUUUGCGGAUAUUACAAAGGAGCAGAUCGUCAUGACGAUAUAACAAAGGACAUACUGGAGCUGGAUCCAUGGGAGAACCGGUGGACAGUGGUGACCCGGCGCGCACUGAUGCACGACAACUAUGAUGUCUGCUUGGUGGCAAGUCUCAAUCCGAGGGGCCUCGUAUCCCCACCCUCAGAUUUGGUCAAACUGUGAUCCACAGCUGUCAGUCAGAGUAGAGUUUGGAUGCAAGAAUUCAGCAAAGGAAAUUAAACAGUGAUGCACUUAUUAGUCUGCGUGGAAGAGAGUAUGCGCUUAAUGACUUGAAUGCACUUUGGUAGGCAGAGAUGUGAUUUGUAAAUACUAUUUUGUGUGUAUUGCUCCUGCAGAGAGGAUUUCCUGAAUCUUGCAGCCUCAUGGUGAAUAUUUAAACCUGCCUAUUUUUACAAAUAUAAAGAAGUGAUUCCCGUCACAUCUGUCAUGAUUAAUAAUGACGCGUGUUUCUUCGAUAUAACAUAUAAACCAAACUUGGAUUCGGACAUCCCCAGAAAAGGUGAUUCAGUUUUUGAUGUUGACUACAAAUGCAAAAUGGCAAACCAUGUACAGGAAGCGCCUCUUAUAGUUUUAUAAAUUAAGCAUUUUACAUCAUAGCUGUUGAACUGUAUUUAGUAUGCUUGCUGAAAGCUGAAUAAAAAUGUAAUUGUUUUUGGAAAUAAAUAUGCACUUUAUUUGGA
Molecule: messenger RNA, 2644 nt
Organism: Poecilia reticulata (guppy)
Lineage: Eukaryota; Metazoa; Chordata; Actinopteri; Cyprinodontiformes; Poeciliidae
Gene: kbtbd12
Product: kelch repeat and BTB (POZ) domain containing 12
Molecular function (GO): protein binding
Source: RefSeq, a predicted model, not a curated record